This is a messenger RNA of Didymodactylos carnosus, 2324 nucleotides long. The record is from the annotation of a GenBank genome assembly. NCBI's taxonomy places the organism in Eukaryota, Metazoa, Rotifera, Eurotatoria, Philodinida, Philodinidae.
AUAUUAGUUUCUUUACGGGACGCUCUUAUAUCUACACUGAUUCAAAACAAAAAGAUGAAUAAGUAUUUGGCCUAGGAAUUCCAUGACGAAUUUUCACUUUCCAGAAAAUUGAUCAAAUUUCUAUAAACAAUUCCCAAAAAACUGGAAAUUCGAUGGCGAAUUUCCAGUUUAUAGAAAAUCAAAGUACAAUUUCCAGAUUCUUGGAAAUUAUUUAUAGAAAUUCGAUUGAUUGUCUAUAAAGUGAAAAAUCCCCGGCGACUUUCUACCUUUACAGAAAACUGAAUUUUAUGGAAAUUCAAGUCGAUUUUCAGUAAAGUAGAAAAGCAACAUUUUCUAGAAAGCUGGAAAUUCGUCGAGGAAUUUCUAUAAGUUAGAAAACCCCCGGCGAUUUUCUAUAAACUAGGAAUUAAUUCAAGAUUACAGUGUAAGCGACAAAUUCAAUUUUUUAAAUUUCAUCUGUUGAGCUCAACUUUGUACAAAUUGAUCUUGACGGGGGAAAAGAAUAUUUACUAAUUUUUACCAUGAAGAAGAAAAAGGUAUAUUCCUGUAAGCUCCGGUGGUACAGUGGUAUACAGAGAGGUGCUCGAGGUACAGAGUUCGAAUCUCUGUGUUAUUUCUUUUUUUUCUAACCGAUGCAUCAUACGAUUAAUCGCUAGAUCCAACUAGUUUAUACUAGUUUUUAGCACAUGUAUUUUCAUACUAGAUGCAUCGGAUAUUGCGUCGAGUAAUCGGGUCAAACCCGAUAUAUCUGUUUAAUCCGAUAUUUUUUACGCUUUUAUCUAGAUAUUUUUGCUAGAGCAUCGUCCGAUACUCCAGUGAAUGUAUCGUAAUAUUUUUGCUGACGAUUUCGUGCUUGGGAGAGGAUUUAUAACCGUAGAAUCAUGAUAAGGCUUAGUAAAACACUCAGCAACUUUAGUACAAGCAAGUGAAAUAAACAAAACUUAGUAAUUGUUCUUUUAAAAAUUCUCAUCAUUUAUAAAAAGGGAUGAACGAAAAACAAAAGAAGUAAUUGACUUGUCUGUUUGUUACAGAAAUAAGAUCGAUGUAGUUCGAAUGAAAAGCAUACACCUUAAAAUAAGACGGAUAAAUUCAUCAUCUUACCGAGAAAAGUAAAAUACAUGUUCAUAAAAGGGUCUUUUUUCAAAGUAUUUAUUUCUUUCAAAAAAAAAGAGAAGUGAUCAGAAGUUACAGUGAACUAGAUUUUUCUAUACGCUAGUCGAAAAGAUAUCGAUUUAUUAUUUUUACGUUAAAAUAGCCUAAUUAGGAUAUUUACACUAUCUUAUGUAUCGUUCACUAUAGAUACAACUCUCAUAACUUAUUUCUGGCAAUCAUAGUUCUAAAAUCAAAAGUUUAUUUUAGGAUGAAAAAAAUCAGGUGCUAACCACAAACAUUUGGCUUGAACAAGUAAGAAAUUGUUCAUAUUCCUAAUUUACGUUAACAUAGUAAUUUUAAUAUUAUAUUAGGAGUGGUUUGAUCAACGUUUAAUUUGGAAUGCAUCAGAUUUCAAUGGUUUAAGCACACUACGUUUACCAUGUUCGAAAAUAUGGUUACCUGAUAUUGUAUUAUAUAAUAGUGCUGAUGAUUAUACCCAAGGUUAUUAUCAAAGCAAGGCAAUGGUCGACUCAAAUGGACAUGUAUUUUGGCCACCACCAGCUAAAUUUCGUUCAUCAUGUAAAAUAGAUGUGACCUUUUUUCCAUUUGACGAUCAACUAUGUAAAUUGAAAUUUGGAUCAUGGACGUACGAUGCUGCUCAAGUCAAUUUAACAAAACGUCGUGAUAAUGUUGAUAUGUCAAAUUAUAUAAAAUCUGGUGAAUGGCUUAUCAUUAACAUUAGUAUUAAACGAAACGAUGUUACAUAUCCGUGCUGCCCGGGAAUAUAUUAUCCUGAUAUCACCAUUUAUGUUCAUAUUCGACGUCGUAUAUUAUACUAUAUGUUCAAUAUUAUCUUUCCCUGUAUUUGGUUAUCAAUAUUAUCUUUACUCGGUUUUUGGCUUCCACCUGAUAGUGGUGAAAAAAUUACAUUGGGCAUUACCGUUCUACUCGCAUUUUCCGUUUUUAUGUUGCUCAUAGCCGAAUCAAUGCCGGCCACAUCAGAAAUGGUCCCUCUAAUCGAAAUUUAUUUAACUAUUGUUAUGGGUCUUACUUCGCUCUCUAUCGUGCUUACCGUCUACGUUCUACAACUGCAUCACAGUGGUCCGGUUGUUACACGUGUACCACAUCAUUUCAAGUAUACUCUCGUACAUAUUAUAGCCCCUGUUAUUGGAAUGCAAGAAACAGUCGCCAUCUAUGCACAUGAACACAAUCUCACGUUAAAUGAUGAUGUU